AUGGAGACCAAGACGGAAAAGUCUUCAGACCCUACCACACAACAAGAUAGCAAGCAUCUUCCCGAUGACAUUCAAGUGGGAGAAGUCGAAAACUACACUGAAGAAGAGGAGAGGGCAGUGCGACGGAAGAUCGAUCUCCACCUCAUGCCUCUGCUCAUGAUCACCUACCUCAUCCAAUUCCUCGACAAGUCUUGCAUUUCAUACUCGGCGUUGUGGGGCAUGCGGCAAGAUGUCGGUCUAUACGGAAGCCAGUAUUCUUGGCUGACAACCAUUUUCUACAUCGGCUACCUCGUUGCCGAGUUCCCUCUAAACUACCUUUUCCAGCGGUUCCACAUCACCAGAGUCUGCGGCGUCAUCAUUGGUCUUUGGGGCACCGUCCUCUUGUGCAUGGCGGCUGCCGAUGACUUUGCCAGUCUCAUGACAACCCGCUUCCUCCUCGGCGCACUGGAAGCCGGCGUGAGUCCCUGUUUCGUGCUCCUCACAAGCAUGUUCUACAAGCGAUCCGAACAACCCCUCCGCACAUCCCUCUGGUUCUCCAUGAACGGCGCCGCCCAAAUCCUCGGCGGCCCCAUCGCCUACGCCAUCGGGCACAUCACGCGCGCCCUCCUCCCCGCCUGGAAGUUCCCCUUCCUCAUCUUCGGCGCCCUCACCGUCACCUGGUCGCUCGUCUUCACCCUCCUCGCCGCCCCCAACCCCGCCUCCGCAUCCCGCUUCCUCACCCCGCGCGAGCGGCGCAUCGCCGUCGCGCGCCUCGUCGUCGCGGCGAACACUGAUGGCGGCCAGCUCGACACGCGCGUGUUCAGACCCCACCAGGCGCUCGAGGCCGCGCGCGACGUCAAGUCGUGGCUGCUCGUCGCGUUUACGGUCGCGUCGAACGUGCCGAAUGGCGGGGUGGUGGCGUUCGGGCCGCUGAUCGUCGAAGGGUUUGGGUUCGACAAGCUGGGGACGACGCUGUUGGGGAUGCCGUCGGGUGGGGUGCAGAUCGUGGCGCUGUUGGUGAGCGGGUGGCUGGCGGGGCGGUAUACGACCACCACCACCAAGUCGAGGAGUGGUGGUGCUGGUGGUGGUGCGCGCAUCGCGCUCAUGCUGGGUGGGAUCGGCGUCGCGCUGGCGGGGACGGUCAUGAUGUAUGCGAUUCCGGAAGGGGGAGAGGGUGGGAAGAGCAAGUAUGGGCGGUUGAUCGGGUACUAUUUGCUGCCGGGGUUCAGCGCGACGUACGUGCUUAGUUUGGGGCUGAUACAGGCGAAUGUGGCGGGGCGGACGAAGAAGGGGGUCGUCACGGCGGGGUUGUUUGUCGCGUAUUGCGUGGGGAAUGUGGUGGGACCGCAGCUGUUUUUCGCGGAGGAGGCGCCGAGGUAUCGGUCCGGGUUUGUGGCCAUGAUUGUGUGUUUUGCGGUGCAGGCGGGGGUUUUGGGGGCGUAUUGGGUGGUGUGUAGGAGGGAGAAUGCAAGGCGUGAUAGGGUUCAUGGUCUACCAUACGGUGGCGAUGCGAGUGGAGAAAGCAUUGAGCAGGGGCUGUCGGACUUGACUGAUAUGGAAAAUCCGCACUUUAGAUAUGCUCUCUAA
Diplodia corticola is the source of this 1566-nucleotide messenger RNA. Its product is annotated as mfs allantoate transporter. Gene Ontology annotation, molecular function: allantoate transmembrane transporter activity; dipeptide transmembrane transporter activity. Lineage: Eukaryota; Fungi; Ascomycota; Dothideomycetes; Botryosphaeriales; Botryosphaeriaceae. Gene Ontology annotation, biological process: transmembrane transport; tripeptide transport; allantoate transport. The transcript is spliced from 6 exons. Bases 1 to 1566 code for a protein of 521 amino acids. The record is from RefSeq and is a predicted model, not a curated record. Gene Ontology annotation, cellular component: plasma membrane.